Messenger RNA from Phragmites australis (common reed), 531 nucleotides. Its product is annotated as verprolin-like. The transcript has a single exon. The record is from RefSeq and is a predicted model, not a curated record. Bases 1 to 531 code for a protein of 176 amino acids. Lineage: Eukaryota; Viridiplantae; Streptophyta; Magnoliopsida; Poales; Poaceae.
AUGUCCCGCAGCGAAGUCGCCGCAGCAGCUCUGCCGUUGCCGAGCCUCCACCGCACCGCUUCCCGUCGCCGUGAGCUCCAGCCAUCUUCGGUGAGCCUGCCUCCCUUUCCUCCGCUCUCCCUCUGCGCCGACCUGCGCCUCCCGUGGGUGCCAAGCCGCCGCUACCGUGCCCCUCGGUCGCGCCUCCCGCGCCUCGCCGCGCCGCGCUGCGAACAGCCUUGCCCACCCGUGCGCAUCGCCGUGCUCCCUUUCUCCUUCUCACCGGUGCUGCCUCCAUCUUCCUCCGCCGGCCGGACUCCCUUCCACCGAUGUGUUCCUCUCUCCCGGCGCCGCCCAGCUCGAGCAGCCGCGCUGCGCCGCCUUCACCUCUCUGGCCGGCCGUCUCUGCUGGAAUCUCGCCGCCGCCGGUCGUCUCUUCCUCCGGUUCGCUCCCUUUCUCUCUCCAGUCGCCCUCCCCGAGCUCCGGCGCCGCCACCCCUCUUCCCUCCGGCUCUUCCCUCCGCCUCUCUCUGUGCGUCGCACACUCGGUAA